CGGCUCUCUGGAGCGCCGCAGACCCCCGCGAGGGGCCUGAGAAAGUCUAGUUGAAAGACUCGGGCAGAGGCGGCUCUAGGAGGCUCAGCGGGCCGUCGCGUUCCGCACGGUGGGAUGGUAACCGCGCCGAUUGACCGCUCGGGCCUCGGCGGGAGCCCCGCGGCUGCGGGCGGCCCGAGGGCGCGCGGAGACCUGCCGGGGCGCUGGGGCCGCGGCGGGGUGGUGCGGAGCCGUGUCCCGGUCUCCGACGCCGGCCUCAGCCAGGUGUCUGCAGCGUGGGAGUCGCCCCCAGAUGGGUGCUUUACUCGGAGUGACAACAUGCCUUGUUUCCACUUGUCCCCUAGUAAAUACUGUACUUAAAUUGCCUACCUCCCGGUGAGCUCUGGUCUCUUCAAAUAUGAGUAAUGAAAAUUCCUUAGGAGGAUGAAUGAGGCGUCUCACGUAUUCCUUGGGCUAUGCUAAAUUGCUUAGCAAAUGACUGCUUUUGCAGGCCUUUUGUGUAACUUAUAUUUUAAGGGAAAUUCGGUCACGUGCAGUGCCUCUCCUUGAAGAUGGUGGUGGUGAGAAUUUUCUUGAAACUGCUCUCAUAAUUUGCCACGCGCUGUUACACAUUUUCCAGAGAUGAACUUGGAAUCAACAUGCCUUUUACUGAGAAGCCAUGGAUGGGAAAUAAGCACUUGUUAAACUUGAAGGUUUGCUUAUCACAAACCACUGUAUAAAGAGUAAGGUUGUGGAAUGGAUGCCUAGAAAAAAGUGAAUGGACCUGACUGGACUCUGAGCACAUCGAUAAACAUGAGUGGAACCAAACCUGAUAUUUUGUGGGCACCCCACCAGGUUGAUAGAUUUGUCGUAUGUGACUCAGAACUAAGUCUUUAUCAUGUGGAAUCUACUGUGAAUUCAGAGCUCAAAGCUGGAUCCUUACGUUUAUCUGAAGACUCUGCAGCAACAUUACUGUCAAUAAAUUCAGACACACCGUACAUGAAAUGUGUUGCCUGGUAUCUCAAUUAUGAUCCUGAAUGUCUCCUAGCAGUUGGCCAAGCAAAUGGUCGAGUUGUACUUACAAGUCUUGGUCAGGAUCAUAACUCAAAAUUCAAAGAUUUGAUAGGAAAAGAAUUCGUUCCAAAACAUGCACGCCAAUGCAAUACCCUCGCAUGGAAUCCUCUGGAUAGUAACUGGCUUGCUGCUGGUCUAGAUAAACACAGAGCUGACUUUUCAGUGCUGAUAUGGGAUAUAUGCAGCAAAUAUACUCCUGAUAUAGUUCCCAUGGAAAAAGUAAGACUUUCAGCAGGUGAAACUGAAACAACAUUGUUAGUAACAAAACCACUUUAUGAAUUAGGACAGAAUGAUGCUUGUCUCUCUCUCUGUUGGCUUCCACGAGACCAGAAGCUUCUCCUUGCUGGUAUGCAUCGUAACCUCGCCAUAUUUGAUCUUCGGAACACAAGCCAAAAGAUGUUUGUAAAUACAAAAGCUGUUCAAGGGGUAACAGUAGACCCAUACUUCCAUGAUCGUGUGGCUUCCUUCUAUGAAGGUCAGGUUGCAAUAUGGGAUCUUAGAAAAUUUGAGAAGCCGGUUUUGACGUUGACUGAACAACCAAAGCCUUUAACAAAAGUAGCAUGGUGUCCAACGCGGACUGGUCUCCUUGCCACUUUAACACGGGAUAGUAAUAUUAUUAGAUUGUAUGAUAUGCAGCAUACACCCACUCCCAUUGGAGAUGAAACUGAACCCACGAUAAUUGAAAGAAGUGUGCAACCUUGUGACAAUUUCAUUGCUUCCUUUGCGUGGCAUCCAACAAGUCAAAAUCGAAUGAUAGUAGUAACUCCCAACCGAACAAUGUCUGACUUCACUGUUUUUGAAAGAAUAUCUCUUGCCUGGAGCCCAAUUACAUCUUUAAUGUGGGCUUGUGGUCGUCAUUUGUAUGAAUGUGCAGAAGAAGAAAGUGAUAAUUCUUUAGAAAAAGAUAUAGCAACAAAGAUGCGCCUUCGGGCUUUGUCAAGGUAUGGACUUGAUACAGAACAGGUGUGGAGAAACCACAUUUUAGCUGGAAAUGAUGAUCCACAGCUCAAGUCGCUCUGGUAUACUCUGCACUUUAUGAAGCAAUAUACAGAAGAUAUGGAUCAGAAAUCUCCAGGCAACAAAGGAUCAUUGGUUUAUGCAGGAAUUAAAUCAAUUGUAAAGUCAUCUUUGGGAAUGGUGGAAAGCAGCAGACAUAAUUGGAGUGGGUUGGAUAAGCAAACUGAUAUUCAGAAUUUAAAUGAAGAGAGAAUCUUAGCAUUGCAGCUUUGUGGGUGGAUAAAGAAAGGAACGGAUGUAGAUGUGGGGCCGUUUUUGAACUCCCUGGUACAAGAAGGGGAGUGGGAGAGAGCUGCUGCAGUGGCAUUGUUCAACUUGGAUAUUCGACGAGCAAUCCAAAUCCUGAAUGAAGGGGCAUCUUCCGAAAAAGGAGAUCUGAAUCUCAAUGUGGUAGCAAUGGCUUUAUCUGGUUAUACGGAUGAGAAGAACUCCCUUUGGAGAGAAAUGUGCAGCACUCUACGAUUACAACUAAACAACCCAUAUCUGUGUGUCAUGUUUGCAUUUCUGACAAGUGAAGCAGGAUCUUAUGAUGGAGUUUUGUAUGAAAACAAAGUUGCAGUACGUGACAGAGUGGCAUUUGCUUGUAAAUUCCUUAGUGAUGCUCAGUUAAAUAGAUACAUCGAAAAAUUGACCAAUGAAAUGAAAGAAGCUGGAAAUUUGGAAGGAAUUUUGCUUACAGGCCUUACUAAAGACGGAGUGGACUUAAUGGAGAGUUAUGUUGAUAGAACUGGAGAUGUCCAAACAGCAAGUUACUGCAUGUUACAGGGUUCACCUUUAGAUGUUCUUAAGGAUGAAAGAGUUCAAUAUUGGAUUGAGAACUAUAGAACUUUAUUAGAUGCCUGGAGGUUUUGGCAUAAACGAGCUGAAUUUGAUAUUCACAGGAGUAAGUUGGAUCCCAGUUCCAAGCCUUUAGCACAGGUGUUUGUGAGUUGCAAUUUCUGUGGCAAGUCAAUCUCCUACAGCUGUUCAGCUGUGCCUCAUCAGGGCAGAGGUUUUAGUCAGUAUGGAGUGAGUGGCUCGCCAACGAAAUCUAAAGUCACAAGUUGUCCUGGCUGUCGAAAACCCCUUCCUCGUUGUGCACUUUGCCUCAUUAAUAUGGGGACACCUGUUUCUAGCUGUCCUGGAGGAUCCAAAUCCGAUGAAAAAGUGGAUUUGAGCAAGGACAAAAAGCUAGCUCAAUUUAACAACUGGUUUACAUGGUGUCACAAUUGCAGGCACGGUGGGCAUGCUGGACAUAUGCUUAGUUGGUUCAGGGACCAUGCAGAAUGCCCUGUGUCUGCAUGCACGUGUAAAUGUAUGCAGUUGGAUACAACAGGGAAUCUAGUACCUGCAGAGACUGUCCAGCCAUAAAAUGUUAUCACCUGAAGAGAAACCUUCAAGCGUGGAGCUUUCUAAUAGAUAUCCUUCAUAAAUCAAAAACAUACCUCAGAACAAGUCACUCAUGACUUUCCUGUAAUGGGAAAAUAAAUCAUUCUAUCAGAUCAGCAA
Molecule: messenger RNA, 3558 nt
Organism: Otolemur garnettii (small-eared galago)
Lineage: Eukaryota; Metazoa; Chordata; Mammalia; Primates; Galagidae
Gene: MIOS
Product: meiosis regulator for oocyte development
Exons: 13
Coding region: 793-3420 (875 amino acids)
Biological process (GO): cellular response to amino acid starvation; positive regulation of TORC1 signaling
Cellular component (GO): cytoplasm
Molecular function (GO): protein binding
Source: RefSeq, a predicted model, not a curated record